CUAAUAACUAUAUACCAAUAUUAUAUGUAAUUUGUAGCUUCGAAAUAUGCUCCUUUAAUUUGCUAGCACUUUCAACUCUUCCUCCUGCUUGGAGUCCAGUGACGAUGGAAAUCAAAGAGAGUUGGUCGAAUUGAUGGCAAUUGGAGGAGUGAUGCAUAACAUGAGCCUAGCCUGGUAGUACAGUCGAGCAGAAACCAAGCCUAUAUCACUAUAUCCGAGAAAAGAAAAAGGAAGUGCACGUGUAGGUCAAUGAGCGGGAGAGUCGUGGCCUCAGGGCUCAGGGCUGUUGUUGUAGGCAUCGCCAAUCAUUCAUCCUUCAUCAGACAUCAGAUUAAGGCGUUCAGUGCUGUCCGAUACUGCGGCACACAUCUAACAAAAAAGCUUUUACUUUAUAAUUUCUUACAUAUGUCACUUAACCAUUCUUUUUCUCACUCUUCCUGCUUACUUUCCUCUUCCUCGAUCCUUUCACCGUUUCUCAUUUCCAUGGCCUCUUCUCUACAUACCCAAACCCAAACCAAUACCAACGGCACGAACGGCGAUUCUGCCUCUGACCCAAAGUCCCACCUUUGCAAGAAACCCAGAUUGCAGUCGCAUGCCCCUGUACUCUCUCAACCCUUCAUCACUCCCUCCGAUAUCCUCUCUGAGUUCUCCCACCAUGACCCUUCCGUCGCUCGCAUCAACAACGGCAGCUUCGGCUGCUGCCCUUCUUCUGUCCUUUCCGCCCAGCGGCAGCUCCAGCUCCAGUGGCUCCAACAGCCUGACAACUUCUAUUUCAACCAGCUGCAGUCCAGAUUCCUCGAAUCCAGAAACAUUAUCAAGGAGAUCAUCAACGCCGAUCAUGUUGACGAGGUGUCGGUUGUUGACAACGCCACUACCGCCGUCGCCAUUGUGCUGCAGCAGAUGGCUUGGGGGUUCGCGGAGGGGAGGUUCCACCCUGGGGAUGCGGCUGUCAUGCUUCACUACGCUUAUGGGGCUGUCAAGAAGUCCAUCGAAGCUUAUGUCACGCGCGCUGGCGGGUAUGUGAUUGAGGUCCCUUUGCCUUUUCCUGUUGACUCUGUUGAUGAGAUAGUGCAAGAAUUUAGGAAGGCUUUAGAGAGAGGGAAGCAAAAUGGCAGGAGGGUGAGAUUAGCUGUUAUCGAUCAUGUGACUUCCAUGCCUAGUGUGGUCAUUCCUGUUAAGGAAUUGGUUAAGAUUUGUAGGGAGGAAGGUGUUGACCAGGUAUUUGUUGAUGCUGCUCAUGGAAUUGGGUGUGUCGACGUUGAUGUGAAAGAAAUUGAGGCCGACUUUUACACUAGUAAUUUGCAUAAAUGGUUCUUUUGCCCACCUUCUGUCGCCUUCUUGUAUUGUAGAAGGUCUACAAAAAGCUCUGAUUUGCAUCAUCCUGUGGUUUCCCAUGAGUAUGGCAACGGGUUAGCUAUAGAAAGUGCUUGGAUUGGGACGAGGGACUAUAGUGCUCAGCUGGUGGUGGCAAAGGUUUUGGAAUUCAUCAACCGGUUCGAAGGCGGCAUCCAUGGAAUCAAGAAAAGGAACCAUGAAGCUGUUGUUGAGAUGGGGGAGAUGUUGGUCAAAGCAUGGGGAACUCACCUCGGCUGUCUUCCAGAGAUGUGUUCAAGCAUGGUUAUGGUUGGUUUGCCUGCUUGUUUGGGAAUUUCCAGUGAUCAAGACACUUUGAAAUUACGAACAUACUUAAGGGACAAGUUUCGAGUUGAAGUUCCAAUAUAUUAUCGAGCACCAAAGGAUGGUGAGGUAGGUCCAGUAACAGGGUAUGCCCGAAUUUCUUAUCAAGUGUACAACAAGGUUGACGAUUAUUACAAGUUUAGGGAUGCAAUUAAGCAACUUGUUGACAAUGGAUUCACUUGUGCAUCUCUUCCCAAUUGAUAAGCUAAACAAGGUGUGGUAACGGUGUUUGGAGUGAAUAAGAGAUAAAGAGGUACGGGUCAUGAACAUGGCUUGGAUCACUUGUUGUCAUGGUUUCGGUACCAUGACUUUCCAGGAAUGCCAAAAAGAAAGAAAUGGCAAGUAGAGACACGGUUGGGAGCUCAGUUUAGCAUUUGGUUUUUUUAUUUUGAUGUAUCUAAAUUGCUCAAGGGGAUAAACUUGUGGAGCAUUGUUGUACAUGUUUAGAAUAAAAGUUUUAACAUCAUGUGCAAUCCAUGUGCAAAUGAUGUAUAUAGCAACCAACUUGACAUUUACAGCCCCUUCUUCAA
Messenger RNA from Theobroma cacao (cacao), 2207 nucleotides. RefSeq names its product Pyridoxal phosphate (PLP)-dependent transferases superfamily protein. The record is from RefSeq and is a predicted model, not a curated record. NCBI's taxonomy places the organism in Eukaryota, Viridiplantae, Streptophyta, Magnoliopsida, Malvales, Malvaceae.